Molecule: messenger RNA, 1837 nt
Organism: Notothenia coriiceps (black rockcod)
Lineage: Eukaryota; Metazoa; Chordata; Actinopteri; Perciformes; Nototheniidae
Product: pleckstrin homology-like domain family B member 2
Exons: 13
Biological process (GO): regulation of microtubule cytoskeleton organization
Cellular component (GO): basal cortex
Source: RefSeq, a predicted model, not a curated record
GAGAGACAGCGACUGGAGACCAUCCUGAACCUCUGCGCGGAGUACAACAAAGGAGACGGCAGCGAGCUGGAGCCGCUGGGCUCGGGGAGGACGGGUUUCCCCGGGGCGCUGAUGGACGGCUCGGGGCGGAUGCUGUCCCAGGAGAACAUCCUGGGAGGAACGCCGUCCCAGGCCACGCUGCGUCUGCUGCAGAGGCAGAGGGAGAGCGACGAGGAGAACCUGAAGGAGGAGUGCAGCAGCACGGAGAGCACGCAUCAGGAGGUGAGGACGUCUCCUGCUCUCAGCGCAGCUCUGCACAAUGGGGACAGACAGCACGAGGACUCAUUGGGUUCGGGCCGUCUGGAGCUCGGUUACCUGGAAGACGAGCGCGUUCGCGUUCUCGCUCGGAUCGAUGAGCUGAAAAGCCGGUUUACGGAGCUGGAGCAGCAACUCCAGGAGUCCACACAAGAGGCGGAGAUGGAGCGGGCCCUGCUGCAGGGCGAGAGGCAGGCGGAGCUGGACCAGAUGGAGGCUGAAACUGACAUCAUCACCCAGCUUCAGCACAAGCUGGACGAGCUGGAGAGCGCCAUCCGGAGGGAGAAGGACAAGGAGAGGGCUAAUGUUGAGGCCGAGCGCCGGGCCCUGCAGAGCCUCCAGGAGGGCUACGCUGAGUUGGAGAACCAGCUUCAUAACUGUCCCGAGUCCCUGAGGGAACAGUUGCAGGAACAGCUCAAAAGGGACGGAGAUGCCUUGGAAACAGGAACCAAAAAGUUUGAGGACUUGGAGUUUCAGCAGCUGGAGAGAGAGAGCAGCCUGGAGGAGGAGAGAGAAACCAUGAGCCAGCAGCUGCUGCAUGAGAGAGCCGAGUACCAUCGUAGCGUGGCCAAGAGGAAGGAGAAGGUGUCUGCUCUGGAGAGCCAGGCCAACCAGCUGGGCCUGCAGGCGUCUCAGGAGUGUGAGCGGCUGGCCAAAGACCGGACCCUCACCCUGCAAAUGCUCCAAAAGGAGAAAGAGAGGCUGUCCGCCCUGGAGAAAAGAUACCACAGCCUGACGGGAGGAAAGAGCUUCCCCAAGUCCUCCACUACCAUGAGAGAGGAUGCGCUCCAUGUCAGCGAGGCAGACCUGUUGUCGGAGGACGUCCACUCCUCCCAGCAUUCCCUCUGUCGAGCCUCUGCUUCCUUCUUACAUCCCCCCCCUCUCUGUCAGUUGUACCCCAGCAGCCCAACAGAGGAGUACUUGAAGCUGUCUGAUGUCCAUAAGCUUUACGGCAGCCCUGAAGGCAGCACGCCCCCCCGCUCGCUUGCUGUAGACGCUGAGUUAGCUGGCCCCGGCGAGGAGUAUGUGACAGUGGGCCAGUUGAGUCAGAUGUAUGGGAUGCCGCAGGUGGAGUCGUCCCCUACCUCCCCGCUUCGUCAGCCCCUGCGGUCUGGACCUGUAGACCCGGCCUUCUCCUGCCUCCCCUCUCCUCGCAGCUCCUCCCUCUCUCUGUCUGUAGAGUACCACUCUGAGAGCAGCAGGCCUCACCUGCCCAAGCUAGAUUUAGAGCAGUGGUACCAGGAGCUGAUGUCAGGCUCCCCUCAGCUCUGCCCCCCCCCUCUGCCAGCCAAGUCUCAGUCGGGACGCAGGCCUGUGCUGCAGGUGUUCCGCUCUAAGCUGGACAGUGAUCCGGGUCUGUCUUUGCAUCAGCCCCAACCCGGCUCGGCCCCCCCUCUGCAGCACGGAGCAGCAACGCUGGGACGCAACUCCAGCUCCAGGAGCCCCCUGCUGGCAGCCAACAGCACCGGCAGUCUGCCCAGGAACCUGGCUGCCACCCUGCAGGACAUCGAGACCAAGAGGCAGCUGGCUCUGCAGCAGAAAG